UUCCACGACUAGGGGCGCUGUUGCUGUUUUCUUCAAUUGCAAUAAUCGAGUUCCAUUCAUGACACACUCCUCAAAAACCUUUCUAAAUUCAGAACACCGGCAGAUAUGUGAGAGUUAACCCCAGCAGAACUGGACAAAGUGGAACCAAAUCUUUGUGCACAAUGGCUCAACAGCAAAAUAAUGAAGAAGGGACAAUAUUGAUUUCUUCCCAAAAAGUGACUGAUGCAGCUGCUGGAGAGUCGAGAAGUUCAACGAUAUCUGCGUCUUUUAAUUUUAUUAAUUCCAUCAUUGGAUCCGGAAUAAUAGGUUUACCAUAUGCUUUAAACCAGGCUGGGCUCCCGUUUGGUCUUCUGCUUUUGAUAGUGGUAGGUGUCAUCACAGAUUACUCAAUCAUUUUACUGAUUAAAGGAGGAAACCUGUCAGGGACAAACAGCUAUCAGGCUUUGGUGCAGAGCACAUUUGGUUUCCCUGGAUUCUUGAUUUUGUCUGGACUGCAGUUCCUUUAUCCUUUCAUUGCUAUGAUUAGUUACAACAUCACAACUGGUGACACACUGACCAAAGUAUUUCAGAGAAUACCAGGAGUUGGUCCUGACCACAUACUCGCUGAGCGUCACUUUGUGAUCUUGAUGUCAACCAUUGUCUUCACACUACCGCUUUCACUUUAUCGAAAUGUGGAAAAACUUGGGAAGGUUUCCUUCCUGUCAAUGGUGCUGACACUAACCAUCGUCAUCAUCGUAAUAAUCAGAGCAGCGACCCUUGGACCGCAAAUAAACCCAACAGAGAAUGCAUGGGCUUUUGCAAAGUGGAAUGCAAUUCAGGCAGUUGGCGUGAUGUCUUUUGCCUUCAUAUGCCACCACAACAGCUUUCUCAUUUAUGGAUCCCUGCAGCAGCCCACACUGGCUAACUGGUCACGGGUUACCCACAUUUCUGUCGGUUCUGCGCUAAUAAUCAGUACUGUAUUUGCUGUCGCUGGAUAUUCCACCUUCACGGGCUACACUCAAGGAGACGUAUUUGAGAACUACUGUCGGAACGACAACCUGGCAACAUUUGGUCGCUUCUGUUUCGGCCUCAGCAUAAUAACCACGUUUCCAUUGGAGUGUUUUGUUACACGAGAGGUGCUGUCCAAUGUUUUUUGUAAUAGGAAUCUCUCAAAAGCUGAACAUGUGGCCAUAACCAUGCUCAUUAUUACACUGUGCACAUCAAUAUCUUUGGCCUAUGACUGUCUUGGAAUUGUUUUGGAGUUAAAUGGAGCUCUCAGUGCCAUCCCUCUGAUCUUCAUCAUCCCAUCUGCAUGCUUCCUCAAACUCUCAUCUGGUCGCUGGUUCCAGAGGGAAAACCUGAUACCUAGUAUUCUGAUAAUACUUGGGUUGUUUGUCAUGAUUACUGGUUUGACCAUGACUGGUGUUUUCCCUCAACAGUGUUCACAUGGUGUGGAGAUGUUUUACUGUGCAGAUGCCAAUGUUUCUACUGCUGUACCUCCUGCAUGAAUACAUGGGGUUAUUUAUAUACAAACAGGUGACAGGUUAAUACAAUAGAGAAGUAUUGAGGCUAAUUUUAACAUCGAUCGAGCUGAUGUUAUCAUGUCUAUGCAUGUGCUGAUGUCAGCAUAGACAAAUUUCAGCCAUUGUA
This is a messenger RNA of Sphaeramia orbicularis (orbiculate cardinalfish), 1629 nucleotides long. It is a transcript of the gene slc38a11, whose product is annotated as solute carrier family 38 member 11. Gene Ontology annotation, biological process: amino acid transmembrane transport. Gene Ontology annotation, cellular component: membrane. Lineage: Eukaryota; Metazoa; Chordata; Actinopteri; Kurtiformes; Apogonidae. The transcript is spliced from 12 exons. The record is from RefSeq and is a predicted model, not a curated record. Bases 162 to 1487 code for a protein of 441 amino acids. Gene Ontology annotation, molecular function: L-amino acid transmembrane transporter activity.